AUGACUUCGGAUAAGCUAAGAGUCCUGCUAGUAGGCAACGGUGGUCGCGAACAUACACUGGCCUGGAAGCUCGCACAAAGUGACCAGGUAGAGUGCAUACACAUCGUCCCGGGCAAUGGUGGCACUGCUGGCGUCCCAAAAAGCGAGAACAUUACCACAGUCAAGGACACCAACUUCGCCGCCCUCGUCAAACAUGCCCAAGAUAACAACCUCAACUUCCUCGUCCCUGGCCCGGAAGCUCCCUUGGUAGCCGGUAUAACAGACUACUUCCACCAACAUGCUCCUGGUAUUCAUGUCUUCGGCCCUUCUCAAGCAGCCGCCCGGAUGGAAGGUUCCAAGACCUUCUCAAAGGACUUUAUGAAACGCCACAUGAUCCCCACCGCCGCGUACGAGAAUUUCACCGACUACGGCGCCGCGAAGAACUAUCUUGAGGUCGUGAGUCAUUCCGUUGUUAUCAAGGCUGAUGGGUUGGCGGCGGGGAAGGGUGUCGUUAUCCCCCAGGAUGCGAGUGAGGCGAGGCAUGCGUUGGAGAGUAUCAUGGCUGAUCGCGAAUUCGGGGAUGCUGGAAAUAGUGUUGUCAUCGAGGAGUUGCUUGAGGGUGAUGAGAUCAGUAUCCUCUCUUUAUCCGACGGCGAGACAAUCUUGUCUUUACCGCCUGCGCAGGAUCAUAAACGGAUUGCUGAUGGCGAUACGGGGCCGAAUACUGGCGGGAUGGGGACUUAUACUCCUACACCACUGGUUACGAAGGAGCAGUUGGAGGAGAUUGAUCGGGUUGUUCUUCGACCGACUAUUGAUGGGAUGAAGAAGGAGGGGAUGACUUUCAGGGGUUGUUUGUUCACUGGACUUAUGAUGACGAAGGAUGGACCGAAGGUGUUGGAGUAUAAUGUUCGGUUUGGUGACCCGGAAAGCCAGUCUUGUCUGGCACUUCUGCAGUCUGACCUCGCGGAGCUCAUGCUCGCUUGUUGCACGGGCACGCUAUCUCAACACAAACUAUCUAUUGCUCCACUUUCCGCUUGCACGGUCGUGGUGGCUGCUGGUGGAUAUCCUGGGAGUUAUGCCAAGGGCACACCCAUGAAGGUCAAGGAGGCGAAAGUUGAGGAUGGGGUGUUCGUCUUCCACGCCGGUACGGGCCUUGGUGAGGACGGACAGCUCAAGACGAGCGGUGGUCGUGUCAUCGCCGCAACCGCGACAGGUGGUACGCUGAGAGAAGCUGUGGAUAAGGCGUACCAGGGUGUCAAGUUGAUUGAGUUCGAGGGCAUGCAGUAUCGGAAAGACAUUGCGGGUAGGGCGCUGAAGUGA
Messenger RNA from Recurvomyces mirabilis, 1299 nucleotides. It is a transcript of the gene ade1, whose product is annotated as Bifunctional purine biosynthetic protein ADE1. The transcript has 2 exons. Gene Ontology annotation, molecular function: phosphoribosylamine-glycine ligase activity; metal ion binding; ATP binding. The record is from RefSeq and is a predicted model, not a curated record. Bases 1 to 1299 code for a protein of 432 amino acids. Gene Ontology annotation, biological process: purine nucleobase biosynthetic process. Lineage: Eukaryota; Fungi; Ascomycota; Dothideomycetes; Mycosphaerellales; Teratosphaeriaceae.